Lobosporangium transversale is the source of this 1888-nucleotide messenger RNA. RefSeq lists its product as hypothetical. Gene Ontology annotation, molecular function: protein binding. The record is from RefSeq and is a predicted model, not a curated record. Bases 25 to 1860 code for a protein of 611 amino acids. The transcript has a single exon. Lineage: Eukaryota; Fungi; Mortierellomycota; Mortierellomycetes; Mortierellales; Mortierellaceae.
CAUGUUUUCAACAUCCACUUCAAAAUGCAGCUUAGUAUUUUUGAGAUAGCACACAUCCAGGAGGACAUUUCGCAGUACUUGUCGUUACAAGAGCUAGUAAAGUGUAUUCAGGUCUCCAGAGAAUGGUCUCUGAUCUUCACCCGCACCCUCUGGCAGCGCUUUUACUUGCAGCCACACCACACCAUCGAAUUCGCGAAAUGGGAUUCACCACUCUCAGUGUUGCUGCGCCAUCAUGAAGAUAUCUCGAAACUCAACGAUAAAAUGUUCCAGAAGAUCCUAGAUAAUUACCCAGCACAUCCAUGGUCAUUACCCAAACUCCGUUCGUUGUCCUUUCUUCUCCCAGAUGAUGAGACACAAAAAUCAACGAUUACGACGGGAGUAUCAACAGCAACAAUGCCAGGAACUGAAGCAGUCAAGGCUCUACGGUUUCUAUCAACUCUAUCUACGAUUGAAGACCUAUCUAUCCUUGGGAUCAAUGGAGACAAUCAACAGAUUCAGGAUGAGUUAAUCCAUGCUCUUUCUCCUUCAUGUUUACCCAGGCUACGACAUGUGUCACUGCUGGGCAGCAAAUACUCUGCCGAGUCAGUCUUACGUAUUAUUAUAGCCUGUCGUCGAUGCGAAUUUCUGGAUAUAAGGACCACCAAGUUUUAUAAUGUUUACCUUAAUAGUAAGCUUGACGGCCGUGAUUUUCGGUACCAAGACUCUCAGAAAUUCAAUGAGGUAGAAUUGACUGAGCUUGUGAAAAGGGCUUUUGACGAAGGAAUGCCCUUAGAGCCCACUAGCGCCCAUAAUUCUACCACCAACUUACGGAGGCUCCACUAUGAUAUGGUCUCACCAGGCUCUUCUAUCAUUCUGAAACAUUUACUAGAAAGAUCACCCCAGUUGAAAGAUCUUCGAUUAAUAGGGAUGAUGCCUCCUGAGCCUUUACAGAGUGUUAUCGGUGCCUUGAACGCCUCCAAAAGAACAACAACGAUGAUGGGUACAACAUAUCCACUUAGACUGAGAUCCCUUAUAAUGAAUACUCUUAAACAUGAUGAGACUGAAACAAAAAGGCUCUUGGCAGAGUUAAUCCGCUCCACAGGAUACUUUGUCCAACCUGAGUCUAGUCAUGGUGACGGUCAUACCGAUGAAGCUGGUCAUGUUGGGAAGGGUAUUGGCAUUAAUGGUCUAGGUCUAGAAUCUCUAUCUCUAAUGUACCAAACGCCAUUUGGACAGCGUUGCGGGAUGGCUCUCGUUCAGUAUCACUCCAAGACACUCACCAAACUUACAAUCAAGCGCCUCAUUAAAAAUAUAGUCUUUAUUACUCUUAUGAGUGGGCUCAGGGAAUUACGGUCGAUAGAAGUUAAAGUUCAACUUGAUGAAAGUGAAGAGGAUGAGAUCAGUAACAGCAACGAUGAAGAAGGAGGAGAAAGGAGCCUGAUCUUAUGUUCGUGGACAUGUCAACAGCUCAAAGAGCUGAGCCUUAAAAUGAAUGUAGCAAGAUAUCAAGUUCAUAAUCAUAGAUACAGAAUGCAACGGACCGUGUCUGCACAAGGAUUCCUUGGCUACAUUUUUAAACAGAUAUCAAGGUUGGAGGCAUUAAGAGAGUUAGAAUUGAGCCUCAAAGACAGGAUUAGCGUUGAUGUCUUAACAUUGAGCAAGGGGUGUUUGAGUUGCCUUGGGACACUGAAGCAACUGAGAGGACUGAAAUACCGCAAAAAUGACUUCAUUGGUUAUGAGCUGGGAGAAGAGGAAGCAGCAUGGAUAAUAGAGCAUUGUCCCAGACUGAGCGAGGUUGCCUUGAUUUCUCCUUUGCCAGCAAGUUUCAAAGAAAAACUAAUAGCACUUCGACCAUGGAUCCUUGUAACAACAGUGCGUUAAUAUCCAAGUGUUUACUAUUGGUCCACAU